AUGGCUGCCUCCGUCACCACCAUCCUGUCGCUUGUCGAUGAAGGCGACCGCCCGUUUGUCAUAGAUCUUCUGCAGGGCAUUGCCACACCCGGGGACGACUUCGAACCCCUCGACCAGCGCUAUAUCAUACUGCCCUCCUUUCGCACUUUCGAUUUCGUUGCCGGACUCAUUCGGGCAGAGUACAAGGCCUGCACGACACUGACCCGCGUCCUCGCACUCCGGCUGCUUGGUGAUGGAGGCGACAUAGCCGUAGCACCCGUCAAACAACUGUGCCGAGAGCUUGAAGGCUUGUACCUGGUGGAUAGGGUCGCUCAGACCUUUGGAAUGGCCUGGAAAGUCGAUGUUGCACAUAUAGCCAUACUCAGUGACUGUUUCGAGCGCAUUGAGAUGAGUCCUCGUCGUGAUGUUCAGGCUGCCGGGCGAGACUGUGUGGACCAAUACAUCAAGGUCCUCGACGCAAAGCAGAGACAAGACGUUCUUGGGCGGCAACACGAUUAUCGAACCAGUAUCAUUGAGGUGCACCGUCAGUACCUUCUGAUGGACCCAGGGGACGCACUUGGCCGCGCACGAGCCGCCGUUGCAGAUGCUCAUCGACUUCUUGCCGCAAACACACCUGGGCAAGACAACACGAACGCAGACGCCCCAGCCGAGGACCGCCCACUCGAAGAGAUGACUGAAGCCGUCCGCCAGCGCAUCCGCCUUGUCCAGAUCCGCCGCCUGUACCCACCGGCCUAUCACGAAGUGCUCCACAACCACGCCGAGGGCGAAGUAUUUUCCCGCCGCUUGUACCAUGCGCCGCCCAUCGACGAAGCUGCGCUUGCAGCCGAGGAAGAGGAGGAAAGAGCAGCACGCGAGGCGAUGAACGAGGAGUGA
Messenger RNA from Psilocybe cubensis, 873 nucleotides. RefSeq lists its product as uncharacterized. The transcript has a single exon. The coding region runs from base 1 to 873 and encodes 290 amino acids. Lineage: Eukaryota; Fungi; Basidiomycota; Agaricomycetes; Agaricales; Agrocybaceae. The record is from RefSeq and is a predicted model, not a curated record.